This is a messenger RNA of Siniperca chuatsi (mandarin fish), 8751 nucleotides long. RefSeq names its product chromodomain helicase DNA binding protein 8 (gene chd8). Bases 248 to 7978 code for a protein of 2576 amino acids. NCBI's taxonomy places the organism in Eukaryota, Metazoa, Chordata, Actinopteri, Centrarchiformes, Sinipercidae. Gene Ontology annotation, biological process: chromatin remodeling. The transcript has 39 exons. The record is from RefSeq and is a predicted model, not a curated record. Gene Ontology annotation, molecular function: protein binding; ATP binding; ATP-dependent chromatin remodeler activity.
AAACGGACCAAUCAUCGUUUGAUAAAGUCCGAGGGGAACGCUUUCUACGCUUUCUCUGGCAAGAAUGUUAGUUCCUGCUCUUCCCUGGCCGUUUCCUGUAAUCGUACAGUGUUGUGAGACGGAGAAAGCCAUGUGUGUCGAUGCAAAGCUGUUUACUUAAAAGCUGAGAAGAACUGGUCUGCGACUAUUUAACUUCUUCUAGAGUCUUUUUAUCAUUGUGCCCGUCUCCCUGUGUGGAGUGGGCAAGAUGGCAGACCCCAUCAUGGACCUCUUUGAGGACACACCCCUGUUUAACCUGGAUGCCCUACCAGAUGAUUCCUUCUCUCAGGGCUCCUCAGAUCCUGUGGAGGAGGCCCUUAAGCUGGCGUUGGGCCAAGUGGAUCCGCCAGCCGAGCCUGAGCUCACAGUCAACGCGGGCCUUAAUGUUCCUGUAGCAGCUCCUGCCAUUCCAGACCCUGCCCCCAUUCAAGUUCCUACACAGCAGCCAGUGGCGACUGCUCAGACUGUUUCCAUAGCUGCAGCUCCCACUGUAGCCCCGGCUCCUGCCCCUGUUGAUACUGUACCUCAAAUUCAGGCCCAGACCACCAUACCCAUUUCCAGCAACACCAGCGGGGCCACCAGUAGCACUGUCCUGCUGAGCUCACCUCUGACUGUUUCCAGCUCCCCGGCCACCACCACCGCCACCACACAGCAGCUCACACAGAUAACUCACCAGCUCACUCCACAGCAGUUAGCUGCCAUCACACAGCAGGCGGGUGGAAAAAUUGUCAUUCUCAAAGGUCCCCAGGGUCAAGCCCAGGUGCUGCAGACUGUAUCAGGAGCCACAGGUCAGACCAGUGGAAAGGUCAUCCGUGUGUUGUCUGGCACUCCUCUUAAACCUGGCAUGUCCAUACUGCAGGGGGGGACAGUCUUGAAUCAGGCGAGCCCAGGACAAGCUCAAGUCAAGGUGGGUGCUGCAGGGGUGCAGAGGCUGCUGCAGUCUCCCAAUGGGCCAGUGAAACAGAUGCUCCUGACCUCCAUGCCUCAGCAGGUGCAGCAGACGCAAGGCCAGGCGAUUCAGGUGCAGAUCCCAGCCCAAGCACAGAUGGCUCAAGGCCAGACUCAAGUCCAAGUCCAGCCCCAGGCCCAGGCUGCCCAGAUCCAGGUCCAGGCUCAGGGCCAGGUGCAGCUCCAGCCAGCCAUGCAGGCCCAAACACAGGGUGGCGAAGCAAAGCGGAUCACUCUGGUUCUCCAGCAGCCCUCUCAAGCUGGCUCUGCUGUCCCAGCAGGUCAAGCUGUUACACCCCAGCAGCAGGUCACACAAGUCCAGCAGGUUCAGACAGCCCAAGGGGGGCAGCAGCCCCAAACCCCAGCUAGACUAGUGCUGGGUCAGCUUCCCGGAGGCAAACUGGUGAUCCAGGGAAGCCAGCUAGCAGCCCUGACCCAGGCUCGCACUGGAGGGCAGCCCAAAGUCCUCACAAUUCAGCUGCAGGUGCAGCAGCAGCCCAACCAACAAGGAGGAGUUAAGUACCAGCUGGUCUCAGGAGCUGGCAAUACUGGCAGCCCACAGGUGUUGCAGAUCUCACAGGGACAAGGAGGACAGAGAGUUGCGGUGCCACUCAAAAUGCUUCUGCAGCCACAGACAAGCUCAGCAUCCUCGUCUGGCGGCACAGUCUCUGUGGUGAAGGUCAUCAACACGUCCACUGCAGGCCCCUCCACUACAACCACCACUCCGUCCCAGGCCAUCCGCAUCACCAAGGCCCCUGGCGAGCCUGCCUCUGUGCGACGAGUGGAGAUCCUGUGCAAGCAGGAGAAAGCAAACCGCAUUGUGGCUGAAGCUAUAGCCCGGGCCAAAGCACGUGGUGAGAAGAACCUGCCCAGAGUCCUGAACCAGGAUGAGCUUCCAUCCACACAGACCUCCCCAGAAACAGGGGGCACUCUGACUGUGGUGUCUGCUGCUAAGAAAAAGACCAGCGGAGGAGGAAGCAAGAAGAAAAGUCCUGUAGCUGGAGGAACAACGCCCAAAACCGCAGGAGGGGCCGACAAAAAGAGCAAAGCGAAAACACCAGGAGGGACAACUGGAGUGGCUGGAGGCACAGUAAUACCUGGGGCUGGAAACAAGAGCAAAAGCAAGACUAAGACAAACACUAUUACUCUAGUGGGAGCAAAUAAAAGAAAGAGAAAUGUGUCCUCAGACCACUCUGAUGGGGAAUUGAGCCCUGCCUCACCUGCUGCGCUGGAGGAUGACUUGAUUAUGAAGAGGCGCUCCAAUCGUGUGGUGAAGAGAAAGAAGUACACAGAGGACCUGGAUAUCAAGAUAACCGAUGAUGAGGAUGAGCAAGAAGAUGUAGAUGUUACUACAACCGCGGCAGCUGUGGCUUCCAUCAGUGGGGGGACAGCAGCGCAGCUUAAACAGGAAAUGGAGCUCGAUGUUGACGGACAGCCUAGCAUGCAGUUCUUUGUGGAAAACCCAAGUGAGGAAGAUGCUGCCAUUGUAGACAAAGUUCUGUCUAUGAGGUUAACAAAGAAGGAAGUGUCCCAGGGCCAGUACACUAAUGUUGAGGAAUUCUUUGUGAAAUACAAGAACUAUUCAUAUUUACACUGUGAGUGGGCCACUUUGGAGCAGCUGGAGAGAGAUAAGAGGAUUCAUCAAAAGAUCAAGAGGUUCAAGACCAAGCACGCACAGAUGAGGCACCUCUUCCAGGAGGAUGAGGAGUCUUUUAACCCAGACUAUGUAGAGGUGGACAGGAUCCUAGACGUUUCCCACAGUGUGGACAAGGACAAUGGCGAGCCCGUUAUCUACUACUUGGUGAAGUGGUGCUCUCUGCCUUAUGAAGACGCCACUUGGGAACUGAAGGAGGACGUGGACGAGGGCAAGGUUGAAGAGUUCAGUAAAAUCCAAAACCGACAACCUCGCCUGAAGAGAACGCCACGGCCAUCUGCCAGUUCAUGGAAGAAGUUGGAGGAGUCCAGAGAGUACACAAAUGGCAACACACUCAGAGAGUACCAGCUUGAAGGAGUCAACUGGCUGCUCUUCAACUGGUACAACAGACAGAACUGUAUCCUGGCAGAUGAGAUGGGUCUGGGGAAGACCAUCCAGUCCAUCGCACUGCUGUCCGAGAUUUACGCUGCUGGCAUCCAAGGCCCUUUCCUGGUCAUUGCUCCCCUCUCCACCAUCACCAACUGGGAGAGGGAGUUCUCCACAUGGACUCACAUGAACGCCAUCGUCUACCACGGCAGCCUGGCCAGCCGACAGAUGAUCCAGCAGUAUGAGAUGUACUGCAAGGAUGACAAGGAGCACUUGAUCCCAGGUGCAUACAAGUUUGACGCCCUCAUCACAACCUUUGAGAUGGUGUUAUCUGACUGCCCAGAGCUGAGGGAGAUCUCCUGGCGUUGUGUGAUCAUCGAUGAGGCUCACCGCCUCAAGAAUCGCAACUGCAAGCUGUUGGACAGCUUGAAGAUGCUGGAUGUGGAACACAAGGUGUUGUUGACGGGCACUCCUCUCCAGAACACUGUGGAGGAACUCUUCAGUCUGCUUCAUUUCCUGGAGCCUGCUCAGUUCCCUUCCGAGACUGAAUUCCUCAGAGACUUUGGAGACCUCAAAACAGAGGAACAGGUUCAGAAGCUGCAGGCCAUCUUGAAACCCAUGAUGUUACGAAGGCUCAAAGAGGACGUUGAGAAGAACUUGGCGCCCAAACAGGAGACCAUCAUUGAGGUUGAGUUGACUGAUGUCCAGAAGAAGUACUACCGGGCCAUCCUGGAGAGGAACUUCAGUUUCCUCAGUUUAGGGGCAAACAGUAACAGCAAUGUCCCCAACCUGCUCAACACUAUGAUGGAGCUACGCAAGUGCUGCAACCACCCCUACCUCAUCAAUGGCGCGGAGGAGAAGAUCGUAGCAGAGUUACGGGAGGUGUAUGACCCCCUGGCUCCCGACUUCCAUUUGCAGGCCCUGAUUCGGUCAGCCGGCAAGCUGGUGCUACUGGACAAGCUGCUGCCACGCCUCAAGGCUGGUGGCCACAAAGUGCUCAUCUUCUCCCAGAUGGUGCGCUGCUUAGACAUUCUGGAGGACUACCUCAUCAACAAGAGAUACCUUUAUGAGCGAAUUGAUGGCAGAGUGCGUGGGAACUUACGACAGGCUGCCAUCGAUCGCUUCAGCAAGCCUGACUCGGACCGCUUUGUCUUCCUGCUGUGUACCCGUGCUGGCGGCCUGGGUAUUAACCUCACUGCUGCUGACACCUGUGUUAUAUUUGACUCUGACUGGAACCCUCAAAAUGACCUGCAGGCCCAAGCACGGUGUCAUCGUAUUGGCCAGUCUAAGGCGGUCAAGGUCUACCGUCUGAUCACUAGGAACUCCUAUGAGAGGGAGAUGCUGGAUAAAGCAAGUCUGAAGCUUGGCCUGGACCGUGCCGUCCUGCAGAGCAUGAGUGGCAACAAAGACAGCAACGUCAACGGGAUCCAGCAGUUUUCCAAGAAGGAGAUUGAAGACCUGCUGAGGAAGGGAGCCUACGCUGCCAUCAUGGAUGAGAAUGAUGAAGGCAGUCGCUUCUGCGAGGAGGACAUCGACCAGAUCCUUCAGCGAAGAGCCACCACCAUCACCAUCGAGAGCGAGGGCAAGGGCUCCACGUUCUCCAAGGCCAGCUUUGUGGCCUCUGAGAACCGCAAUGACAUUGCCCUCGAUGACCCUGAAUUCUGGCAGAAGUGGGCCAAGAAAGCCGACAUAGACAUGGACUCCCUCAACCGAAAGAACACCCUGGUGAUCGACACUCCCAGAGUCCGCAAGCAGACCCGCCAGUACUCCAGUUUACGAGGUGAAGGUGGAGACCUGUCUGAACUGGACAGCGACGAUGAGUAUCCACCUGCUAAUUCCAGACAGUCGCGUGCCUCCCGACGCUCCGACCGCCACAGUGGAGGGGGUUACGGCCGCACUGACUGUUUCCGGGUGGAGAAACACCUGCUUGUCUAUGGUUGGGGUCGCUGGCGGGACAUCUUAUCCCAUGCUAGAUGUAAGCGUCGUCUGAGUGAACGCGACGUGGAGACGAUCUGCCGUGUCAUCCUGGUUUUUUGUCUGCUCCACUACCGUGGCGAUGAGAACAUCAAGAGUUUCAUCUGGGAGCUCAUCACUCCGCCAGAGAACGGACGUGAACCCCAAACACUACUCAACCACUCUGGCCUGUCUAUUCCUGUUCCAAGAGGCAGGAAGGGUAAGAGGGUAAAGGCCCAGAGCACAUUUGAUGUUCAGAAGGUGGAGUGGAUCCGCAAGUACAACCCUGACACCCUGCUUCUGGACGACAGCUACCGCAAACACCUCAAGCACCAGUGCAACAAGGUGUUGCUGAGGGUGCGUAUGCUCUACUAUCUGAAACAGGAGGUGAUUGGAGAACAUGCCGACUCUGUCCUGAAGGGGGCUGACAUCAGGGAUGUUGAUAUCUGGAUGCCUGAAAUGGAGCAGCAGGAGGUACCUGCAGGAUGGUGGGAUGGUGAGGCAGAUCGCUCACUGCUUGCUGGUGUAUUUAAACAUGGUUAUGAGAUGUACACCACUAUGCGUGCUGAUCCCUGCUUCUGCUUCCUGGAGCGAGCUGGUCGGCCUGAUGACAAGGCCAUUGAUGCCGAGCAGCAUACUGGUGACGCCGAGCUGGGAGACGAUGCUGACUAUGAUAAGUACUCAGAGGAUCCGGAGUUCAAGCCUGCAUCAAGACACGCCAAAGAUCUUUUUGAAGAGCCUGACUCCAUGAACGUGGACGAUGAGAUUUCUGUGGAAGACAAGGUGGGGCCGGUGAUCACAGAAAGCUUAUCCAGUCACAGCGGUGCGUGUGACUGGCCCUCCAGCUCAUCACUUACAGCGCGGUUGCGGCGGCUGAUCACAGCUUACCAACGCACCUACAGGCAGGAGCAGCUGAAGAUUGAAGCGGAGGCUAAGGGUGACCGCAGGCGCAGGCGGUGUGAACAGGCCAGCAAGCUGAAGGAGAUUGCGCGGCAGGAACGCCAGCAGAGGUGGACACGUAGGGAAGAAUGUGACUUCUACCGUGUGGUAUCGACUUUUGGUGUGGAAAAGAUAAAAAAGGAGGCAGGUCUUCCCGAGGGCGGAGACCCUGAUUUUGACUGGAAUCGCUUCCGUACCUUUGCUCGUCUGGAUAAAAAAACCGAUGAGAGCCUCAGCCGAUACUUCCGCUCUUUUGUUGCCAUGUGCCGGAGAGUUUGCCACCUGCGCCCAGGCCGUGGUGAAGAACCCUCAGAGCUUUCCCAGACUGUUGCCCCCAUCACUGAGGAGCGUGCUUCCCGUACCCUUUACCGUAUUAGCCUCCUGCGUCGCCUCCGUGAGCGAGUCCUGCCCCACCCCUCCCUGGAGGAGCGUCUGCCUCUGGCUCCGCCCAGCUCCGAGCUGCCAGCUUGGUGGAAUAUAGGUGACCACGAUCGUCAGCUGAUGCUGGGCGCUGCACUGCAUGGUGUCAGCCGCACUGAGCUCUCCAUCUUUUCAGAUCCACAGUUCACCUUCAGUCAGGCUCGAGAAGAGUUCAUCCAGAACCAGCAGGCCCCACCCCCUCCCCCUCCACCUCAGGCACCGUCCAUCAUGCCCCUUAGCCAGCCGAAGACUGAGGAGGACGUGCCUGGUGUAAAGGAGGAGGGAGCUGAAGACCAUGCCCGGUUGCUUGGAGGUGAAAUCGGUGCCAACCUACAGAGUACGCCCUUGAGUCACCAUGACAGCAAGGCACAAGGGCAGGGCUGGAGCUUGAAGAGGAGCAGGGGGAGGGUCGGAAAAACAGGAGGAGGACGGAAGGGAGAGGGAGGGUCGGAUUCGGAUUCCGAUUCCGAUUCGGGUUCAUCGUCAUCCGAGCGAUCAGGCAGCAGUGACGAAAGUGGAGAGAGUGAGGAAGAGGUGGAAGGAGCAGGCAUGAAGCUGUGUGACGUGGAUGAAGAUAAUAGUUUACUCUCUAUGACUCCAUCUCAGGAUGGCAUUCCUCCUCCUGAUCCUCUCAGAGUUGAUUGGCCCAAGGACCGUGUGUUGAUCAACCGUCUGGAUAGUUUGUGUACGCUGGUGCUGACUGGUCAGUGGCCCUCGGGGCGGCGCUACGUGUCUGAGGCUCAGCUCAACCCGAGCUCGGAGCUGGCGGGAGACGAGAUGGCCUACACAAGGGUGAGCCGUAAACCCACUGGCACGCCUGGUGGCCCUGGGACAGAUGGAGAUGAUGGAGAGUUCACUGUCAAGCUCCUUAAGGAGGAGGGGCUGAAGCUGACCUUCUCUAAGCAGGCCCUGAUGCCCAAUGGGUCUGGGGGAGAGAGCAGCAGCCGCAAGAGGCGCAAGGACCAAGAGUUAUCAGACCCAGAUGGACUCCAUGAUCCACUGGAGCGUACUCCUCGGCGCAGGGACCCUCCCACCUGGUUGAAGGAGAACCCAGAUUAUGAGGUGGAGGGCGACAUGCUGGAGCUUCUUGUGAACAGGAGCAAGAGGAAGAGGAGGAGGAGGGCAGAUAAAGCCCUGUCAGGCAGUGAGAAGGUCAAAGUCAUUAACAUGAGGACAGGAAAGAAGGUUGGAGCUGCUUUCUGUCCGAAUCUGCAAGACCUGAGGGAAUAUCUGGAGGAGAAUCCUGAUAAUGCUGUAGCACCUGAGUGGUCUGAAACUGUUAAGAACUCUGGCUUCCUGCCCGAGACCCUCUACCACCGACUGCUGACCGAGCACUCAGAGAUCCCGAAGAAAAGCCGCCGCCACCACCACCACCACCACCACCACCACCAUCAUCACCACACUCAGCCCACCCCUGAAGACCCCAACCUGGACGGCGCUGAAGAGGAGACUCUGGUCUCAGACGGAGCCUACAUGAUGGAUGAGGAAGACCUGGAGACCUCCCAUCACUUCCUCACCAGUCCAGACUUUGACGUUAAAAUGGAGGGCGGCGACAGCCUUUCCCAAGGGGACUAUGACAGCUCAGAUCAAGAGGCGUUAUUGGACGAUGUCAUCAUAGCACAGAAGGACUCUGAUUCCUCAUCAAGCUCAGAGGAUUGACUGAACCCCCCUCUCCGAACACAUCUGACUUAGUCCCCUUCUCAACAAUGAAUCAUGUUAUUCCUCAUUUAUUUUUACCAUAUUAUGUAUCAAAUUAUGGAUGAAUGUGUUUGUUUUUUUUGUUGCUACUUUUAUUCAUUUAUUUUAUAUAGGGAUUUUUUCCAUGAAAAGAGCAGGUUUGCACCCAUCUGUUUUCUUUUUCAUCAUCACAAUUGUGUUCAUCUUUGUCUCCUCGAUCCUCCUCUCUAACCUGUGACAAAAUGGCAAAAAGCUGAGCUUUCUUACUUCUCGACUCGUCAUCCUCCUCCUCUUCCACCAAGCCCAUUCUUUCCCAUCACAUUCCCAGCCAUGACCAAAAGGGGACCCCUGCUGUACAGAUACCCUUUUCUUAUCUAAGAACCUCAAUGCUGGUCCUCUAGCGCUACAUGAAACUGGACAUGUGUACUGAGCAGAGCCUGGAUCCAGAUCCCAUAAUCCCUUGAUCUCGUUUGGUCAUAUCUCCUGUGUCCAGACGAGUCUGUGAACUAAAAGGGGAUCCAGUGUGUGGAUGUACUGUUAUUGUUUUCACUCUAUGGGAGGGGUGGGGGUUGGGAGGGAGGGAGGGGAAAGUGACGUAUUAGUUACUAAAGCAGUGCUAGGAGGAUUGGGUGUAUUGUACAAUGUAGAGCUGGUCAAUUGUGUACUAUGGUGCAAAGAUGACGGCAAUGAGUUACUAUUCUUGUUUUAUGAUCUGAGUGUAUCUGUGAAAUGAAUAACAGCAAUCUACAGUGAAA